This is a messenger RNA of Ambispora gerdemannii, 363 nucleotides long. NCBI's taxonomy places the organism in Eukaryota, Fungi, Glomeromycota, Glomeromycetes, Archaeosporales, Ambisporaceae. The record is from the annotation of a GenBank genome assembly.
AUGUGUGAAGACAUCAGUAACUUAGUUGACAUACUAUUAUUGCAAAACACUGGUGCCUUUCGCAGAUCACCUAUUCCCGAAUGGACGAUGUGUGAAGAUAUUGGUAGCUUAGUUGGCAUACUGUCAUUGCAAAACACUGGUGCCUUUCACAGGUCACCUAUUCCUGAAUGGGCGAUAUUGGUCACCUGUUCCCGAAUGGGGGAUGUGUGGAGACAUCGGUGCCCUUUCGUAGGUUGUUUCCCGCUUUCAAAUGGGGUGAUUUGCGAUUUAUUGAAAGGCUACGAAUCAGUCGAAUGGGCGAUUUGCGAAGACUUCGAUAUUAUAGCAAUAUUUCAAGCUACCGGUUUAGAAAUAAAUACCUAA